Messenger RNA from Cyphellophora attinorum, 1488 nucleotides. RefSeq lists its product as uncharacterized. NCBI's taxonomy places the organism in Eukaryota, Fungi, Ascomycota, Eurotiomycetes, Chaetothyriales, Cyphellophoraceae. The record is from RefSeq and is a predicted model, not a curated record. Gene Ontology annotation, biological process: late endosome to vacuole transport via multivesicular body sorting pathway. Gene Ontology annotation, cellular component: multivesicular body. Bases 1 to 1488 code for a protein of 495 amino acids. The transcript has a single exon.
AUGGCGACAGCAGUACCUCCAUCGCUCAAGGCCGCCGACAUAGCUCGGUUCGCGCACCGGGCAGCUCAACUCGAGAAAGCAAAGCCGAUCGUUGCGUACUGGUGCGACUACUGGAUCGUCAACCAGAUCCUCUCAAAGGGCCUCCACAAUGCCGAUCAGGAUGCGCUCACAUUCACGACGAACAUGAUGGACAAGCUUGAGAAGUUCAAGUCCGCAAAUGCCGCCGAAGCAGCUGUGACGGACGAUGUCGCUGGCAAAGCAUACGUCGAGCAGUUUGGCCUCGAGACCUUCACCCGAGCCGACAACGCCGUACGCGCCAACAAAGCCUCGCAGCAGACCGCAGAGACAUUCCAAGCCGCAUCCACCUUCCUCGAUCUCCUCGCAAUAUGGGGACCUAUCGAGCCUGAGAUCGUGUCCAAGAUCAAGUACGGCAAAUACCACGCCCUACGCAUCCUUAAAGCCAUCAAAGCCGGCGAAAAUCCAAAUGACUCGAAUCCUGCGCCUGCGGAGCCCGAACCACAGCCCGAGCUCGAUCCUAACGACCCAGAAGUGCAGGCAUUAGAAGGGGAAGGCAGACAGCGCCAGCCGUCCGUGGUCGAGGUGCCAGACGAGGCAGAUGGGACGCAGCAUACCCUGGCAAAGACCAGCUCCAUCGACCAGUCCCUACACCCAUCGCGAGAUCCCUCCGCAGCGCCAAAGCCGCGACAGCCGUCUGUCAUCGAAAUUCCAGAUGAGGCCGAUCGACUGCAAGCAAAGCUUGCAAGAACAAGUACCAACGACGAAUCACUUCACCCGUCUCGCGCGCCUUCGAUACCUCCACCGGCAGCGCCUACAGGCGGAAGUGUUUCACCGAUCGAGCAAGACCCCUUGAGUUUCUACCACGCAGGCACCGGCGGGGACAAUGCGCCGGUCUCGCCUCUCGAUCCUCCAGCCGAACGAAAGCCCUCGAUCGGUGGGAACUACUUCCCCGAAGUCCCUGGCUCAACAAGCAAUCAAGCCCAGACACAAUCGCCUACCUCAUUCGCCGCCGCAGAUGAGGCUUCCUUCCCCUCAGUGUUCGCAAAUGCGAGAACAGGCUCCGGCCCUCCUCCACCAGCACCGGCACAUCACCACGGCCGAUCGAUCGACGAGGGCCCACCACCGCAACCACAAACUUCGAGAGGGCAUCAUGGUCCGGUUCCACCACCUCCACCGCCAGCGCAGACCCAACCUCUCCCACCACCCACUGCAAGCAUUCCACAAGCACAACCACCUCUUCCUCCGGCAGCAACAACACACGCCGCCCCUCCCUCGGCGUACUACACGCAGCCUGCACCGCAACCACCACCACCACCGCCACCUGCCGGACCACCUGCGGUCGUCGAUGAAGAAGCAAUGCUCUCAGCACAGAAACACUGCCGGUGGGCGAUCAGCGCGCUGAAUUUCGAGGAUGUACCAACUGCGAUCAAAGAGUUGCGGGGUGCGUUAGGGGACUUGGGCGGGCUGUGA